GAAGCUGAGUUAUCUCUAAAUAUGGCUCUUCGCAUGAAAGGUUUUGGAGAAGCAGAGAAAGCUUUGAAAUUUUUCCAACAUGCUGUGGCUCUGAAUCCUCUGCAUCCAGACAUCCUUACCCAUUAUGGAGAGUUUAUCGAGCAUCAAAAUCAAGAUGUUAUUAAAGCUGAUCACUUGUAUCAAAGAGCUCUGAUUGUUUGUCCAGAACAUUCUAAAGCUCUUGUGAACAGGGUUCGAACUCUUCCAGUGGUUGAAGAGUUAGACCAAGAACAGCUGAACAGGAUUGACAGAAAACGAGAUCACCUCUUUCAAGUUCCAGAUAAUGAUUCAUCCUUGAAAAGAAUGAAGAAGGAAGCUUACUUUCAGCAUAUUCACCAUACAGUUGCCUUAGAAGGAAACACGAUGACUCUAGCUGAAACCCGCAGCAUAAUUGAGACUGGAAUGGCCGUUCCGGGAAAAAGUAUCAUGGAACACAAUGAAAUCAUUGGCUUAGAAUCAGCCUUGAAGUAUAUUAAUAACUCUUUAGUGACUAAACUUGGUCCUGUUACAGUUGGUGAUAUCUUAGAGAUCCACAAGAGAGUUUUAGGUCAUGUGGAUCCUGUUGAAGCGGGAACUGUGAGAAGAUCUCGGGUAUAUGUUAGUAAACAUGUUCCACCUCCACCAGCCGAAGUACUUGAUCUCAUGGAAGAUAUGAUUGAUUGGCUUAAUUCUGAUAAAGCUCUGAAACUUCACCCAGUGAAAUAUGCAGCUUUAGCUCAUUAUAAGUUUGUUUUUAUUCAUCCUUUUGUGGAUGGAAAUGGCAGGACAGGUCGAUUACUUAUGAACUUAAUUCUUAUGAGAGCGGGUUAUCCUCCAGUGAUUGUGAGAAAACAGGACCGCUCUCUUUAUUACCAGUAUAUACAGUUUGCUAAUGAAGGGGAUGCUAGACCAUUUAUCAGGUUUAUUGGAGAUUGCACUGAAAGAACACUAGAUGUGUACCUAUUUGCAACUAAAUAUGGCACGGCUAGCUUUCGAGCUUUGGAGGGACGUGAUGGACAAAUAAAAUCUAACAUAAUUGAAAGUUAAAAAUAAUUUAUAUACAUAAAAUAUUAUGUAAAAUAUGUAUUGAAUUGAAAAUGAUUAGUGACAUGGAACAUUACAGUGUUAUUUAUUUGAUUGUUACUGUACAAUAUAAAAGCAUAACCUGUUUCUGAAUUACGUGUACUUGUAAGUCUUACUGAUGAAUAUUUAACAGAAUUUAAAAUCAUGUUAUCUGAGACGAGAUAUUUUUCCCCUUUUGUAGGAUAAGAGAAUAUAAUCAAUUGAUUUAAUUACUUGUUCAUUUUUGGUGUCUGCUCUUCUUAUAUUUGUUGAACCAAUAAUCAUCAGUAACCUUUUAUCUACUUUAGAUUUUCAUGAAAACUUAAAAGGAAUUUACCUGUUUGGUAAAAGAAAGGGGAAUAAACACAAGAUGCACUGAUAUUAGUUGAAAUUGCAAGAUGUUGCUUUUAUAGAUUUCAAAUUAAAUAUUUUUUUUAAUUAUAAGUAAAUUUGAAAUUAAGCCAUAAAUUAUGCUCAGCAAUGUGUGUAUGUGUUAUGAUAAAAGUCUAAUUAUUUUAGGUCACAUACUUUUUUUAUCUUCGUUAUAGACUAUUUUAAAUUGCAUUUCCCAUCUUUGUGUUCAUCAAUGGUUCAAUUUUAAUUUGUAAUAAAACAUAAAAAGCUGUUAUUAAAAGAACAUGUUUACUUUUAACUAAUAUAUAUUUACAUUAUUCUGCAAAAAUUGGUUUAACUUCCUUUGACCCGACUGCAGGUAGUUUUCUCAAUAACAUUUAGAAGUGAAGGAACUUCUUUAAAAGGUUUCUCUUACCAUUUUAAUUAAAAGAUUUUCCUACAGAAAUUUGACGAGUCUGUUAUUUAUUUAAGAUUGCUGGUGAGUCUUAAUUUAUCAAUUUUUUAAAUAUGCAACACAUUCUUUUUUUAUUUAAAAUUACUUGAAAGGUGCUACAUUUCAUAACUUUGAAGUUUUGCUGAGUACAAUCGUCUCAUUUUUCGUAAAGCCCCUUGGAUACCAGAUGAUAUUUUGAAAGUAGAUAUUGAACUGGAAUUCUUUAUGGUAUCAGUGUAAUAAAUUUCGAUUACCAUUUACUAUGAAACAUUUGAGAAAUGUCCGGUGUUGGAAGCUUAAUGUUCUAUUUAUGAGAGACAUGUUGGUUAGGCUAAACAUUUAGUGAAAUUCUGACUAAAUGCGUAUUGUUCAAUUGAGAAGAAUUGCAUAAAAGUCCUGAGCAAGUGGAAAAGUGUUAUUUUUAAUACAAAAUUACUCAAAUGGCAAAAUAAUCCUUCUACUUUUAAUAAGAGUUAGGUUUGUUUUGUAAUGUUCUAGUGAUAAUUAGCUGUUUAAUAAUAUUUUUUUGUGUAUGGAGAGAUGUUAUUUUGGUUUCUAAAUGACCAAAGAUAAAAUAAUAUUUAUCAGCAAAUUUAACUGUGAUGUUAAAGAAAGUAUAUGUAUACAAUACGCCAGUCACUGCUUUAAAUGUGAGUGCCUAAUGGCACAGAACGUUUUGUGUGUAUGUAUUAAUCAUUCGUAUUCAAUGUAUAUAGAAAAACCUAAACAACAAGAAUGUGUAAACACGAAAAAAAUUAGACUAUAGUAAAAUUUUAUUGUAUUUACAGACUCGGGUGGAAGAGGAAACAACAAACUAUUUUAAUAUCGCUCAUUCAGUAUGCUUGGAUAUUUCAGUAAAAUACAUGUUCAAAAACUUGUUCAAUCUUGUCAACCACUAGUGUGGUGCUCCAGGUCUUUCUGAUUGGUGUGUUAAGGUCAUUAAAAGGUCUUGAAAUGUAACAAAUAAUAUCUUGUUCAAUAAUCACAGGAUGACGGUUUUGGAAAUCGUAAAGGAAAUGUAUUAGUACCUUUUAUUUUAAGUCCUAAGAAAGUAGAGUACCUCAGAUAUGAAUGUCGCUAAGGGAUAUAAACAUUAUUUUUGUACAGUUUGAAAACUUGUAACUUUACAUUUUGGUUCUAAAAACAAACCUAAUGAUACGUUUAAAGAAAAAUAGCUAAAUCUUGAGGUUUUAUCGAACAAUAUAAAAUCCACUGAAUCAUGAAUAUGGAAUCUGUAAUACACUUAUUUACAGGUGAAUUAUAAUAACAUGAAUUAGUGAUUAGGAAAGCAAUCUCUAACUGAUUUAGUUGUGAAGAUUACAGAUAUACCAUAAAAUCCAAGUAAAAGAUAAACAGUACAGUGUUUUGGCUGAUUUGGAGACGGAAAUAAAUCAUAAUAAUCGGAGAUAGAGAUAUGGAAUCUGUAAUUCAUAUGUAUUUAUAAACUGUAAAGAAACAAUUCUGUGUAAGAAACUAGGAAUACAGUGUUAUGAUUGGUAUACAAUACUGAUAGAUGUUUAGAUCUGAUAUUCUGACAGAUCCCCAGUCAUUCUUGUGUUUGACAAAUUUAUAAAUAACGUCACUCCUAAUUAUAGUAUUUUGGCACUUGUGUAUAAAGUUAAAAUCAUAAAUAAUAUUCAACGUUUUGAAGGCC
Limulus polyphemus (Atlantic horseshoe crab) is the source of this 3521-nucleotide messenger RNA. RefSeq names its product adenosine monophosphate-protein transferase FICD homolog. Gene Ontology annotation, molecular function: protein binding. Bases 22 to 1065 code for a protein of 347 amino acids. The transcript has a single exon. The record is from RefSeq and is a predicted model, not a curated record. Lineage: Eukaryota; Metazoa; Arthropoda; Merostomata; Xiphosura; Limulidae.